AUGUGUGAAGCUCAUCAAAUAUCAAUGGUACAACAAGCUGAUCCUGGUUUUUUACCGCAUUCAAAGAUGCUUCUAAUGGAAGAGAUUCUUCGUGUAUAUAGAAUGGUGAAUCCAUCAUGUACUGCUGCUCCUAUUUCCAAUUCAUCAUCGCCACAAAAGGACCUUAAAGAUAUAGUACCAUCUGUAGAUGCUCAAGAAUUGUCACAAUCGUUGAUUGAAAACAUGAAUCGAGCAUUUAACUGUAUUACAAACACGAAGCAACCGACGAACAAUCAAACGAAUCUGUACGAGGAACCGCAUCCACAAGCAGUUACAAUGAGUGAGAAGGUGUUCAUUCCAAAAUUACACGGUCGAAGAAUCAAAGGUUCCAAGUGCAAUUUUAUUGGACGGAUAAUUGGGCCUGCUGGAAUGAGUGUCAAACAGCUGGAGUCUGAUACCGGAUGCCACAUUCUCAUUAGAGGAAAGGGAAGUGUCAAGGAUCCUAGAAAGGAGCAGCGUCUACGCGGACAACCAGGAUGGGAUCACCUUGAAGAGCCACUACAUGUCCUCGUUACCGCCGUUGAUCACAACAGCAUAGCAUGUCAACAGAAACUUCGUCAAGGAGUGGAAAGUGUACGCAAUCUUCUGACGCCGGCACAUGACGACUAUAAACGUUGCCAAUUGAUGCAGCUCGCCAUCAUCAAUGGAACGUACCGCCAGGCCCAAGAAGCACCAUCCAGUGAAUAG
Molecule: messenger RNA, 726 nt
Organism: Necator americanus (New World hookworm)
Lineage: Eukaryota; Metazoa; Nematoda; Chromadorea; Rhabditida; Ancylostomatidae
Exons: 6
Coding region: 1-726 (241 amino acids)
Biological process (GO): regulation of mRNA splicing, via spliceosome
Cellular component (GO): nucleus
Molecular function (GO): mRNA binding
Source: RefSeq, a predicted model, not a curated record